AUUCUAUUUGUCUGCAGUCUAGCUUCUCUUGCUCAGCCUAUUUAUUUAUAUGCCACGGCACUCAUAUCAUUUUUUGUAACCCCUCGUGUCCUUGGCUGGAGGCAUUUGCUGUCUUUAGAGGGGAGAGUUGUUCUCUCCUGUAUUUGAGACUAACAAUAGCACAGCACAAUGCGGUGCUUAUGUGGCUCAUCCAUGUCUAGACUCGUGCGGAUGCUGUCUCAGCCUCAAGGCCGAGCUUUGAGUUCCACUGGUCCUGCUGUAUAUGAUGUGAUUAUAUCUGGCGGUGGUAUGGUUGGAACGGCAAUGGCCUGUGCAUUGGGCUCGGAUCCUCACUUGCAACACAAGAGAAUUCUUUUGCUAGAAGCUGGGCAAAGAAAACCAUUUGAUCGUCUACCAGAGAGCUUCAGCAACAGAGUGAGCUCCAUUACCCCAGGCUCAGCAACCCUACUUGCCAGUUUUGGUGCUUGGGACCAUAUCUUGGGCAUGAGGCUAAAACCAUAUAAGAGAAUGCAGGUUUGGGAUGCCUGCUCAGAUGCGCUGAUCACAUUUGACAAGGAUGCAAUGGAAGAUAUGGGAUAUAUUGUGGAAAAUAAUGUUAUUAUUGCAGCACUUACAAAGCAGCUGGAAUUAAUGUCUGAUCAUAUUGAGGUUAUGUACAGAAGCAGAGCUUUGGGCUACACAUGGCCCCCACCAUAUAAUAAUGGUGAAGCCACCCCUUGGGUAGAGAUAGAGCUAGCAGAUGGCCAAAGGCUCCAUACAAAACUCUUGAUUGGUGCAGAUGGCCACAACUCCAUGGUGCGUAGUGCAGCUGGAAUGCAGAGUGUCCAGUGGGAUUACAAUCAUGCUGCUGUAGUUGCUACACUUUAUUUGUCUGAAGCAACUGAUAACAACGUUGCCUGGCAGAGGUUCCUUCCCACUGGGCCCAUCGCAUUACUGCCUCUUUCUGAUACGUGUAGUUCCUUAGUGUGGUCUACAUCUCCUGAACAUGCAUCAGAGCUUGUCAGUAUGGACGAUGAAAGCUUUGUAGAUACAGUCAAUUCGGCAUUUUGGAGCAGUGAGAAUCAUUCAGAGUUCAUAACUUCAGCUGGCUCUAUACUUCGCUCAGCUUUGUCUUUCUUCGUGCCAUCUGGCUCCUCUCCUCGUCAGCUCCCUCCCAGCGUGUCACGUGUUGAGCAGAGCAGUAGGAUUGCCUAUCCUUUGGGAUUGAGACAUGCCACUGAAUAUAUCCGGCAUAGAGUGGCACUUAUUGGUGACGCAGCACACAGAGUGCACCCUCUGGCAGGUCAAGGAGUAAAUAUGGGCUUUGGGGAUGUUGCCUGUUUGGCCCAUCAUCUGAGUCAAGCUGCAUUCAAUGGAAGUGACCUGGGCUCAACAAAGCACCUUCUAGAAUAUGAGACUGAUCGACAGAGGCACAAUAUUCCUUUAAUGGCUGCAGUUGAUCUGCUAAAGAGAUUAUACAACACAAAACAGCCCCCAAUUGUACUUCUCAGGACGCUUGGCCUGCAAGCUACGAAUGCACUGACUCCAGUAAAAGAGCAGAUUAUGGCCUUUGCAAGCAAAUGAGAAGAUUCGCUUUGGAUACGAUGUCUGAUUUUGACUAUUCAGGGUUUACAGUUUUUGAUUAAAAAUAUAUAUAUAUAUAGUUUUAAAUAAAUAAAAUUAUAUUUUACUUUGA
Molecule: messenger RNA, 1675 nt
Organism: Xenopus laevis (African clawed frog)
Lineage: Eukaryota; Metazoa; Chordata; Amphibia; Anura; Pipidae
Gene: coq6.L
Product: coenzyme Q6 monooxygenase L homeolog
Exons: 13
Coding region: 169-1563 (464 amino acids)
Biological process (GO): ubiquinone biosynthetic process
Cellular component (GO): mitochondrion; mitochondrial inner membrane; Golgi apparatus
Molecular function (GO): FAD binding; 2-methoxy-6-polyprenolphenol 4-hydroxylase activity; oxidoreductase activity, acting on paired donors, with incorporation or reduction of molecular oxygen, reduced flavin or flavoprotein as one donor, and incorporation of one atom of oxygen
Source: RefSeq, a predicted model, not a curated record